AUGGCUACCAGGACUCAAUUUGAAAACUCUAAUGAAAUCGGUGUGUUCUCCAAGUUAACGAAUACUUACUGUUUGGUUGCUGUUGGUGGUUCCGAAAAUUUCUACUCCGCAUUUGAAGCUGAAUUGGGAGACGCUAUUCCCAUCGUUCAUACCACUAUCGCUGGUACGCGUAUCAUCGGCAGAAUGACCGCGGGUAACCGUAGAGGCUUGCUGGUUCCAACCCAAACUACUGAUCAAGAAUUACAACAUUUAAGAAAUUGUUUGCCAGACUCCGUUAAAAUCCAAAGAGUAGAAGAAAGACUAUCUGCCUUGGGUAACGUCAUCUGUUGUAACGAUUACGUUGCUUUAGUGCAUCCAGAUAUCGACAGGGAAACUGAAGAAUUGAUAAGUGACGUAUUAGGCGUUGAAGUCUUCCGUCAAACCAUAUCAGGUAAUAUUUUAGUCGGGUCAUAUUGUUCUUUGAGUAAUCAAGGUGGGUUAGUGCAUCCACAAACAAGUGUCCAAGAUCAAGAAGAAUUGUCCUCCUUACUACAAGUGCCUUUGGUGGCUGGUACUGUUAACCGUGGUAGUUCAGUUGUCGGUGCCGGUAUGGUCGUCAAUGACUACUUGGCAGUUACAGGUCUGGAUACUACAGCUCCAGAAUUGAGUGUUAUUGAAAGUAUUUUCCGCUUGCAAGAUGCCCAACCAGAAUCUAUUUCAGGUAACCUACGUGAUACUUUGAUUGAAACCUACUCCUAG
Messenger RNA from Saccharomyces paradoxus, 738 nucleotides. RefSeq names its product translation initiation factor 6 (gene TIF6). The transcript has a single exon. Gene Ontology annotation, molecular function: ribosomal large subunit binding. The record is from RefSeq and is a predicted model, not a curated record. The coding region runs from base 1 to 738 and encodes 245 amino acids. Gene Ontology annotation, biological process: cytosolic ribosome assembly; ribosomal subunit export from nucleus; maturation of LSU-rRNA. Lineage: Eukaryota; Fungi; Ascomycota; Saccharomycetes; Saccharomycetales; Saccharomycetaceae. Gene Ontology annotation, cellular component: nucleolus; cytosol; preribosome, large subunit precursor.